Coprinopsis cinerea okayama7#130 is the source of this 2430-nucleotide messenger RNA. RefSeq lists its product as hypothetical. Gene Ontology annotation, molecular function: oligopeptide transmembrane transporter activity. NCBI's taxonomy places the organism in Eukaryota, Fungi, Basidiomycota, Agaricomycetes, Agaricales, Psathyrellaceae. The transcript is spliced from 9 exons. Bases 1 to 2430 code for a protein of 809 amino acids. The record is from RefSeq and is a predicted model, not a curated record. Gene Ontology annotation, biological process: transmembrane transport.
AUGGAGGAAUCACCAAGGGGUUACACGACCGGCAGCCUCUACAGCGGCGAUGGCACGACUACCCAGCCGCACACACCGCACCUCGGGCUCACCGAAGCUGAGCUCUACAAGCGGAGCAUCCCUGACGUCCCCGAGGAUGUGGACUAUUACAUGGAGCACUUGAAUGACCCCAAUUUCGAUUUGAAGGCUAAUAGGCCUGGGUCUAUUUCGAGUACUAGUUAUUCGAUGGAGACGAAGAAGAAGUAUCCGGGAUGGGAUCAGUCGGAUACUGAGUCCCAGUUUGAUAGGUACUCGAGUACGAGGGCGGAGUCGAGGCAUUCGGCUGUUAUUGAGUUUGAUGAGGAGUCGCCUUAUCCUGAAGUUCGUGCUUCAGUCUCGAGUGUCGAUGAUCCUUUGAUGCCUGUGAACACAUUCCGAAUGUGGUUCCUUGGGUUGUUCUUCGUGUUUGUUAUCACGUUCUUCAACCAGAUUUUCGCCAUGCGAUACCCAUCCGUCUACGUCACCGGCAUCGUCGUACAGCUCAUCGCGCUCCCCUGCGGAAAAGGCCUCGAGCGAAUCCUCCCCAAGACCGUCUUCAACUUCUUCGGCUACAAAUGGAGUCUCAACCCGGGCCCCUUCUCAAUCAAAGAGCACGUCUGCAUCACCGUCAUGGCCAACGCCGUCUCCUGGGGCAUCUACAUCACCGAAGUCUCCCUCUCCCAGCGCGUCUUCUACGGCGUCGAGGUCCCCUACUCGUUCCAGAUCCUCAUCGCGCUCGGCUCGCAUAUCUUUGGGUUCUCCCUCGCUGGCUUCCUCCGCCGCUUCGUCGUCUACCCAUCCAGCAUGAUCUGGCCCGGCGCCCUCGUCAACUCGGCUCUCUUCAACACCCUCCACAAGAACUACGGUGUGCGGGAUAAGGGCCAUAUGUCGCGCGAGAGGUUCUUCCUCAUCGCGACUGCUGCCAGUUUUGUGUGGUAUUGGGUCCCCGGGUACCUGUUCACUGGUCUCUCGAUGUUCAGCUGGAUUUGCUGGAUUGUGCCGGAGAAUGUCACUGUUAAUGCCUUGUUUGGUGUCAACACUGGGUUGGGCAUGAGUGUUCUCACUUUUGAUUGGUCCAUGAUCGCCUUUGUGGGCAGUCCGUUGGUCACUCCUUGGUGGUCUGAGAUGAAUACCGCCGUCGCUUUCAUCGUCGUGUUCUGGAUCAUCUGCCCUAUCAUCUACUUCACGAACACCUGGGAAACCAGUUUCUUCCCCAUCUCCGACUACUACUCGUUCGACAACACUGGUGGCCUCUACGAUGCCACGGCUAUCCUCACCGACGGUGUUUUCGACCAAGCCAAGUACUCAGCCUACUCCCCGGUCUUCAUGUCUUCCUCCCUCGCUUUGGCUUAUGGCGUCGCAUUCGCCGCUUUCCCGGCCAUCUUCGUCCACACCUUCUUGUGGUUCCGCAAGGACAUCCUCCGCCGCUUCCGCAGCAGCCUCAAGGACGAACGAGAUGUGCACUCACGCCUCAUGCAAUACUACCCCGAAGUUCCCGGUUGGUGGUACGCUGUUGUCGGAGUCAUCUCCUUCGUCUUCAUGGUCAUCGCCCUCGAGGUCAACCCGGCCAGCCAGCUGCCCAUCUGGGGUCUCUUCCUCGCCUGCGGUAUCGGCAUGAUCCUCGCCCUCCCGCUCGCCAUGCUCCAAGCCAUCACCAACCAGUCGAUUCCUACUCAGGUCAUGGCUGAGCUCAUCAUCGGCUACAUCCUCCCCGGCCGCCCCAUGGCCAACAUGGUGUUCAAGGGUAUCAUGUUCAGCACCGGCCAGCAAGCCGUCCAGUUCGCUGGCGACCUCAAGCUCGGCCACUACAUGAAGAUCCCUCCUCGCCUCAUGUUCACCCUCCAAAUGGUCGCUGCUACCAUCAGCUGCUUCCUCGUCACCGGCAUGCAGACCUGGAUGUUGACGCACAUCCCUGAUGUGUGCACGCCCCAGCAGAAGGACGGGUUCAGCCCCGGCGCGAUGUACUCGGGCCUGUUGUGGUUCUUCCUCAUCGGCUUCGUGCUCCCCAUCCCGUGCUACUUCCUCGCCCGCCGCUACCCGCUGUCGUUCUGGAGGUACAUCAACAUCCCCGUCGCCUUUGCCGGCUUGGGUGCGAUGCCCCCUGCCUCUGGCAUCAACUACAUCUCAUGGGCUCUGGUUGGGUUCAUCUUCAACUAUGUCAUUCGCAAGUACCACUUCCGUUGGUGGAUGCGCUAUAACUACAUCCUCUCGGCUGCGCUCGAUGCUGGUGUGGCGUUUGCGAUGAUCGUGAUCUUCUUCACGCUCUCUAUGCCCAAGGGCGGUAUUGAGUUGAAUUGGUGGGGCAUGAUUCUUCUUCUCUACAGUGUGUGGCAGAAUACUGCUGAUGCCUUUGGUGCCUCCUUGAAGGUUAUCGGAGAGGGAGAGAUCAUCGGUCCCUCUUCGUGGUCAUAA